Messenger RNA from Protobothrops mucrosquamatus (brown spotted pit viper), 688 nucleotides. Its product is annotated as FERM domain-containing protein 6-like. The transcript has 3 exons. Lineage: Eukaryota; Metazoa; Chordata; Lepidosauria; Squamata; Viperidae. The annotation marks the transcript as partial. Gene Ontology annotation, biological process: positive regulation of hippo signaling. The record is from RefSeq and is a predicted model, not a curated record. Gene Ontology annotation, cellular component: cytoplasmic side of apical plasma membrane.
AUGAUUUCCUUAGAAUGGCGCAUUUCCUUUAAGCUUAUCACAGGAGACUGGUCGCCUUCUGAUGAGCCUUCUAGCUUCUACAUUGGCAUAUGCAACUGCCAGAUCCCUCCAGGUGCACUAGGUGCACAUAGGCUGCAAGAAGCCCGAUUGUCUGCCUCUGACCACAUAGAGUAUGGAGGGAAAAAAUUUGUGAUCCAGCCAGAUGGUUUGCCUUCUGCCCGUAAGUUGGUUUACUAUACAGGUUGCCCCUUCCGAUCUCGGCAUUUGCUACAACUGCUCAGCAACAGUCACCGGUUGUUUCUUAAUAUCCAGCCCAUACUCAAACAGAUCCAGAUGCUGGAAGAUGCAGAAGAGAAAAAGAGGUAUCGAGAAUCCUACAUCAGUGAUACUUUGGAGAUAGAUUUCGAUCCAUCAGAUAAGCAUUCACAUGACAGUGGAAGCAGCAGAGGAAGUGAGAGUAACAACCGACUGUCUCGACAGUCCACUGACAGCCAUGGCAGUUCACACACCUCUGGCAUUGAGGCCGACUCGAGACAACACCUAUCCAUGGAGAUGUCUGUGGACGAACCCUUUGGGCUGGAUCCAGUUCAUCAGAAGGAGCAGUCCUGCAGUUCCAACCUCAGUUAUAGUAGCUCUGGAAUUGAUAGCGGCAGCAAAGAGAAAGCCGAAAAUGACUUGCACGAUGAUG